This is a messenger RNA of Malaya genurostris, 1029 nucleotides long. RefSeq lists its product as uncharacterized. The record is from RefSeq and is a predicted model, not a curated record. The coding region runs from base 1 to 1029 and encodes 342 amino acids. Lineage: Eukaryota; Metazoa; Arthropoda; Insecta; Diptera; Culicidae. The transcript has 3 exons.
AUGAAGCCAAGUCCAUCAACGUCGACUACCGCUGGACCUUCUAACCCGGUAAGCCUGCCAGUUCAGGCUGAGAACAGCACAGUCCUGUUAGAAACCGUUUCAUUACUUGUUGUAAACAAGAACGGUACCGCAAUCCCCGCACGCGCACUCCUAGAUUCUGGAUCCAUUUGCAACUGCAUUACGAAGAAACUUGCCAACUCGCUGUGCCUCCGUCGUACCGAAGUGGACAUCGCAGUAGCCGGAAUCGGUGAAUCCACGAAGCAGAUCAAAUGUCAGUUGACUGCAUGUAUCAAAUCGAGAGUGACUCCAUACUUCAUCAAGCUUGAGUUCCUGAUCCUCGAGAGACCAACGGUCAAUCUUCCAACCAUUCCAAUGAAUGUAUCUGCCUGGAAGAUUCCAGAAUUACCCUUGCCAGACACCAGAUUCCACAUUCCGUUCGACAUUGACAUUAUUAUCGGUGGUGAAGCCUACCACGAGCUGCACCCAUGUAUUAAGCAUUCCCUAGGCAAGAGACGACCGUUAUUGUUUAAAACAGUAUUUGGAUGGACUGUUUCCGGAAAGGUAUCCGUUGAUCUUCCCAUCGUUUCUCGUACAUGUCACCUGACCACUGUUGAUCGUUUUCUGGAGAACGUGCUUCAGAAAUUUUGGAAAUCAGAAGCCGUCGAGCCUCGCUCAGUGUAUUCCGUCGAACAAACGCAGUGCGGAGAACUUUUUUCUGCUACCAUCACUCGCGAUUCGUCCGGUCGAUAUAUCGUUCGUUUGCCACUUACCCGAGAUGCGCUGAUAAAACUCAGUAAAUCCAGAGUCAUCGCAGAACGUCGCUUCCUGAAUCUUGAAAGACGAUUAGAGCGUGGUCCGCCCACCAAGGAUGCAUACUCCAAAUUCAUGGAAAUGGGCCCAUUGCGACAAGAACUUGUAGAAAAAGACGAAAUGAUUCAGCAGCUUCAAAUGGAAGCAGAAGGGCCGCCGAAGCCGCACAUACAGCCCGGCAAGCACAAGCUGCGCAAGCGGCAGCCGCAGCAAACAUAG